Messenger RNA from Caenorhabditis briggsae, 3438 nucleotides. Gene Ontology annotation, biological process: mRNA export from nucleus. Lineage: Eukaryota; Metazoa; Nematoda; Chromadorea; Rhabditida; Rhabditidae. The transcript has 8 exons. Bases 1 to 3438 code for a protein of 1145 amino acids. The record is from RefSeq and is a predicted model, not a curated record. Gene Ontology annotation, cellular component: cytoplasm; nucleus; transcription export complex 2.
AUGGAUCCUCCACCAUUUAACUUCAACUCAGCUGGUACCUUGGGUAAAACUCAACCAGUUGCUCCACCAGGUAGUUUUUCCCGAAAUAAAAAAAUUGUCAUCAGUGUCUAUUCAGCUCCAAGUGCUUUCGGAGCAGCCGUUCCAAAAGUAGCGUUUGGUGCUGGUUCACUCUUUGGCAAGCCUUCACUUCACGCACAAGCUGCCGCGAAGCAAGAUGCUCCUCCCGAGCCGAAACCCUCUGUCAGUUUAGCUUCAAGCAGCUCCCUUGCCAGUCGUCUUACAAUGGUGGGAAAAAACAAGCCACCAGUUUUAAAAGCAAAAAGAGAUUCAUCUGAUGACAAAGUUCCGAAUUUACAAGAAGGAGCGUUUGCGAUUCCUUCUCGUUUGAAGGAGGGAGGAAAAUCGACGAUAGGCCCAUUCACUUUUAGAAAGCGAGGUGCAACUGGCGAAGCUCAGAAGAGACUUGUUGAACCAAAACCAAUUCGACCUUCUCAGCGAGUCGGAUUUCAAUUUGGACAACCCAAUAACGAAGUGAAAAGUCUUUUUGGAAAGCCAAAGCCGGUUGUCGAAGAAGGACACAACGAGACUGAUCAUGCUGUGAAGAUGGAGGGACCAUCUGGACUGUUCUCUGGCUCCUUUGGUUCUACUUCAAAAGGAUUCGGAGGAUUAUCUAACGAAAAAACCUCAUCAUUCAAACCAAUAGCCGAUCGAACGUGGAAACCAUCAUCAAGAUUAUCGCCAGCUCCAGAGUCCCGACCACAACUCAAAACGGGAUCAGAGGAAGCGAAACUUAUUCAAAAACUAGCUGGAUUGAGAGGUCAAAAGUGCCCGGAAGACUACGAUAAAUACAUUCUACUGGACGAGCGGGACAAGAUUCUGUGUCAAUUGAGAGAGGUGAACAGUCCGUUGAUUCAACGACUGGAGCGAUGCGAAGAAAUGUGUACAGAGAAAGAACGGUAUCAGAGGAUAGUGCAGAAAGGAGUUUCACCAUUCGAAUGCGAUGAAGAAACCGGUGAUGUAUCUCAUGAAAUGAUGGUGAAACAGUAUGCGAGAUCAGCUGCAGACCAAGAGAGACCAUUACCACAUGAGUUACGGUCAGAGAAGAUAAUGAAUCAUGCAAUGUGCUAUCUCCUUCAUAAUGUCCUUGAUGAGUUCCCAGAGUUUGCUGAGCAACGUGCUGCUUGGUACAAUUUCCUAUGGAAUCGAACACGUGCUCUUCGGAAGGAAGUUACCCAAUUGUCUCUUUCUGAUUCGUUGGCUCUGAAUUUGGUGGAAAGAUGUACACGUCUUCAUAUCCUUUUUGGUUACGUCCUCUGUGAUCUCGAAACGGAAUAUUUCGAUGCAGCAAUGAACAACGAGACCCUGGGAAAAUGUCUACAAACUCUUCGACAUUUUUAUGAAGAUUUCGAGAAGAGAGGAAUACCAUGUGUGAAUGAAGCCGAAUUUCGUUCCUAUGAUGUUAUGCUCCAUAUGAAUGAUACCAAUAUUCUAUCGCAAGUCCUCUCUUAUCGCAGUGAAGUUCGUCAAUCGAAAUCCGUUCGUCUGGCUCUCCAAUUAGCAUCAGCUUUUCGUGACAAGAACUACUGUAGAUUUUUCCGAGUUCUUCAGACGGAUGCAUCAUAUCUUCAAUGCUGCGUAGCACACAAACUUUUCAAUAUCACUAGAAGUAAUGCUGUAUCAAUCAUGACCAAUUCCUACGGACGGAACACAUUCCCACUGGAAAAACUUCAACGAAUACUGGCUUUUGAUAAAGUUGAAGAUCUUACAAGCAUGCUUCAUACUUAUGGUUUGAGGACAGAAGGAACGGAUUAUGUGAUGCUUUCCAAAGAUGAUCUUACUCUUAAUGAAACAAUCCCUCUCACAACAUACGACUGGAUCGACAGAAAGAGUACUGGAAAGUUCAGUUCUGCAGUGUAUGGACCAGAUCUAUUCCAAUUCAUCGCUUCCCGCUGUGACGUUUCAAAUUCUUUCAAUCAUCAUCAGGAGUAUACCCAUGAUAGGGUAUUGGAAGCCGUCCUUAACGAAUCUGAUGUUCCAAUCACUAUCAAUGAUGCGUCUUCCUCGUUUGCUGUUUCAUCUGGAUCGCUUCAGGCGCAAGCAACGAUGGAACAAAGGCAGAAAGCUGAAGCUGAGAGGUUGAAGAGAGUAAGAGUGGCUGAGCGUGAAAAGUUGAUAGAAAAGCUAACGUCUGGAGUAGUGGACCAGGUGGUUUACGGCAUCGUCGACGAAGAAGUCCGAAAGGCGAAGAUAGUUCGAAAGCAGAUGGUUGCUAUGGAAAACGCUCGACAACGAAAAGCUGAAGCAGAACGGAUACGAUUGGAACAAGAGGAAAUAAGAAUGAACAAAGAGAAAGAAAUAGCAAGAAAUCUAGCGAUGAAAGUCGAAAAAGAAGUAGCCGAAAAACAACUGAAAAAGAUCGCCGAAGAGGAAUUAAAGCGGGAGAAACACGACCGAGAACGGAGACUGGCUCGAAGUAUCACUGAAAAAUUCUGGAAGGAAGUGCUCAAAAGUAUCGACGGUCGGGUGAAGUCAAUCUGCGAAGAUAUGGUCAAUGAGAAAGAAGCUAUUCUGGAAAGAUUGGGUGUAUUCCGUGAUCGUAUGUCAAAACAGUGGCUACUGCAAUUCUGGAAUCGCUGGAGGGAUUGGGUUCAAAUUAAGAAAGAGGCCAAGCUUCGAAAGUUAGACAUGAUUAGAAGAUGUGUCCCCCGAUGGGAAUCAGAAGAAAUUGCAAAAAAUCUCAACGAGAAAUACGGUAGCAGCAGUCAAAACACCUCCCCCGUUUGCCCGAUGCUCAAUCGAUCGUCCAAUCACAUCAAGCUGAAGAUAUUCAAGGUUAAGCGGCAGAAUCGAAUGGUUCGAGACGCGUUUACAAAAUGGAGAUCUUCUGCCCGGCAAAUAAAGCAUAAAAGGAUGUCGGCCCAAGAGAAACAGAGACGAGAAGAAGAGUUUUAUCGGCGUUUCGAGAAAAGUACGAAAAUCGAAACGAGGUACAAGUUUAACGCUCCAGACGACUGGAUGAUGUCGGAAAGGAAGAGUCACGAAAGCGUUCUGAAGGAUAAACAACCAUCGUAUAGUUGUGUGACCAAUAGUUCGUUCCAAUGUCCGGACACUUCCCUUUAUGUGGCUCGACGAUAUUUGGAAGACUGGGAGCCAUCAACAGAACUUCCAGAAGACGUGAAAGACAAGCUGAAGAGGAAAAGAGAAUCGUUCGAGAACGUUUGUGAAGAACAUCUGUCGAAGAAGAAACGAGACGAAGUUUACUUUUCUUGGAGCUUCAUAUUUCUAAUUGUGAUAUUUAUAGAAGUUAAAAAAGAGGAUCUAUAUCUCAAAAAAGUGACCGGCGAAGCAGAUGCACUUCUCGAUGAAACUCUCCGGUAUACAGCGGAGUUGGAUCGAAUGAUGGCGGAUAUCAAAUCGAGACGUGUCGACGAAUUGUAA